CGAAUGAAAGACGCUCUCUUUGCUCAGAGAGAGAGAGAGAGAGAGUAGAUAUUUGGAAAAUUGUCAAAUCUCUCAAGAAUUUCCUCUUACCGUUACACUGAAUACAUAAAAUAAAUUCAGUGUUUGAUCCUAACAGUGUAUCAAUACCAUAAGCACUUUGACAUAUUGUGUUACGUGUGUCGUGUAUGAAAAUUGAGCCCUAUCAAUGGUAUUAUGUACUACGUGAACUUUUGACAUUGUAAAAAAGAAAGGGAGAAGGAAGGAAGAGUAUUAAAAAAAAAAAAAGAAAAAAAACACAGUACCACUUCGAAAAGUGCCGGCGAGCAUCGCGGCCGAGUAAACUCUUCUCAACGUUGGAGUUUAAAGAGAGCGCAGCCUGGAGUUCGUGAAGCCAGGCAAAUGUCCAAAAUGUUGAGGCUCGAGCUGGUGGGUCUCGUGUUGCUGGCAUGUACCCAGAUACUCACGGAGCAUCGGGAUUUUUAUGGAUCCUACAAUCAGUACGAUCAUCAGAGACAUCAGCAAUGGCAGGAGGAAAAAGUGACACGGGAGGUGCACGUGGAGCAGGGAAGAUUACGAGGAAUUGUCGUGCGACCAAGGACGAGUCAGGAAUUGCCAUUGAUCGACGUAUUUUUGGGUGUUCCGUACGCGGAACCUCCUGUGGGAUCUUUUCGAUUCUCACCGCCAAGAUCGCCGCAACCUUGGACAGGAUUGCGGCAAUGCCAACAUUUUGCACCGGUUUGUCCGCAAGUGCUUCCUGAUCUUCGGGCUGAAGUCAAACCCGGACGGUACGAGUACUUGGAGAGACUUUUGCCUUAUCUACGUAAUCAAAGUGAAGAUUGUCUUUAUCUUAACAUAUACGCACCUCAUCAGCGUGAGGGUCAACGGAACUUGCGCAGGUAUCCAGUUAUGGUGUUUAUACACGGAGAGAGUUUUGAGUGGAAUAGUGGAAAUCCGUAUGACGGCAGCGUUUUGACAGCAUAUGGGAACGUGCUGUUUGUCACCAUAAACUUUCGCCUGGGGAUUCUAGGUUUUCUGAGACCCGGAAUAAGGGAUGACGCUGCCAGUAAUUUUGGCCUUCUGGAUCAAAUAGCUGCGCUGGUGUGGUUACAAGAAAAUAUUGCCGAAUUCGGUGGUGACCCUAACAGCAUAACUUUAGUAGGUCAUGGAACUGGGGCCAUUUUCGCUAAUUUGUUACUCAUAAGCCCUGUUGCCAAUAACGAAGGUCUUUUCAAUCGAGCCAUUUUAAUGUCAGGCUCCGCGCUGAGCGCGGAUGCCAUUGGAAAGGCGCCUUUGCAAAUAACGAAACAGGUAGCAUACGCUCUGAACUGUCCUACCGUUACGGACAGUGAACUCGUGAAGUGCUUAAGAAAUCGUGAUCUCGAGUCACUAUUAAAUGUGAAAAUUCAUAAGCCUAAGUAUGUCCCAGCGUACGCGCCACUUAUUGACAGUGCUGUUAUACCGGGUAAACCGUUGGAUUUAAUGGAGAAUACUCAACUGUUCGGCAGAUUCGAUUUGAUGUACGGUGUUACGGAGUCGGAAAAGUUUCACAAUUUGCCACCGGUUGCUGUGGUCCAUGGGAUGCUGAAUGAACAGCGCGAUGAGAUUCUACGAGAUCACGCUAAGGCUACCCAUGAACUCGAACCGGAAUUAGUACUGUCGAAAGUACUGGAACACUACGGGGACUUUUCGAGCGGUUUCACAAACGAAUACGCAACGAAGAAUCGCGAAAUUGUUCUGGAAGCACUUUCGGACAGUGGCACUGUAGCACCGUUGGUAAUGACUGCCAAUUUGCAUUCAAAAGCAAAUCCAAAAAGCUACAUGUACGUCUUUUCGCAUCCAAAAGCCAUGCAGGACUAUUCUGGCCAACAGCGUCAACGCACUGUACAUGGAGAAGAGUUGGCUUAUGUACUGGGUGUCCCACUCGACGGUGGGAAAUAUCACUUGCGCGGCAGAUACAACAUUGGCGAGACCUUAUUCGCCGAAGCUAUGAUGAUGUGGUGGUGUAACUUUGCACAUACCGGAAAUCCCAACGCGCCUAGAAGGUCUACGUAUCUGACGGAUGGACCAAAGGAGUGGCUGCAGUAUGAGAUUGAUUGGCCCGAAUACGAUCCUGAGAAUCAGACCUACUUUAAUCUGACAAUUCCUCCAGAGGUUGGUGUACGCUAUCGAGCCAACGAGAUGCUAUUUUGGAACGAGUAUUUACCCAACUUGAUAAGGCAUCCUAAUCUUGACAUCCCGGCACCAGGUACCAGAGCGGGACCACGACCCGAGAUUCUAGACAUUGCUGACGGAGUUGGGAAAUACGCGAAUGGAAUGUUUAACGUGAAUUCAGAAACUAAUACGUUAAAGCACAGUACGGGAAAGUCAAGUGUACCGGACGGUCAAAGGAUUGACGUCGAUGCGGACGGGAAGGAUUCACCGGGAUAUCCUUUGUCGAAUUCUCCCAGCAACGAGGCUGAAGAUGACGUCCGAGCAACGACACCGGAGCCAAGUGGACUUAAGAGUACCUCAGCCAUAUCAAUGGUCAUCGGUUUUGGAUUGGCGUUUCUGCUGAUAAAUCUGACAGUUUUCUUCUAUCUGUAUCGUAAGCGUCAUGCCUUGAAGAGCAAAGAAAAAAAUCUUAAGAGACGUUUGAGCCAGAAGGACGACGGCUCGAAGCGUGCGAAAUUGGAGAAGCUCGCUGAGAACGCAGAAUUGGGGUACAGGAGCGACAGUAAACCGGAUUUGACCGAAUUGAUAAAGAACGAUAAGGCGUACGAUAACAAUUCGAAUUUUGGUAGAAGGUCCAAACUCUCCAGGCAGAAUUCAGGAUCCACCAUCGACACUCACAUCAAAGUCCGCGAAUGGAUACAGCAGGAAAUAGUUCACAGGUGUUCACCGCGCUUUCUACGAAAGACCCGCGAGACACUGCAGAAGGAGCAUCAGGAGAAGCUGACGAAACAGCAGGAAAAGGAGGAGAGAUUGAACGAGUUGGAAAAAUUGAAAGACAAAAAGGACGAGCCAAUCUACGACGAGAGUCCAGCCCUUAUCGUGCGUCCUGGAAAGAAAUCAAAAUUGCCCAAAGUUUCGGUAGCCAUAGACGCUACACCGGCUACUAGAACCGAAUCGAUACUCAAUCAAAUACCAAUCGAGCUGGUAAAGGACGGGGAAUUAUCAGACGUGGGAUUGGAUGCUGUCGAUGCGGAGACAAUUGGACCAAACGGGACCCUGAUCACGCCUCAAGUCAUUGUAAUAGAGCAUCACCAUUCAAAAAGUGACCCGUUACCAAUGGAGAACGUAUUGAAAAACGUGAAGCCACAUUUUUCAAGUCCAAAGAUCUACGAAUCAGAUUCCGGAAGUGCGAGUAGCCUCUACGCCAAGAUAAAUCCCAAGAUGAAGUCUCGUUUGCCGCGCAUGGGACCCAUCGGCAGCGCUGAUGAAGUCUCGAACGAAGCUAAAACCGGAAAUGACAGUCUCUACGACCAAGUCCCACCCGAGGAUCCUUAUGGGAAGACCGUACCCAAGCUAACUACCUUUGGUAGCAAGGUACCGAGCUGUGACAUAAACGUCACCUGCAGGGAACCUACUGCCGAGAGGGAGAGCGUAAGCCCUGAAGAAGCUCUGAAGACCAUAAAGCGCCGGAAGUAUCCAAAAGUUCUGCCGGACAUCGAGAAGAGACGGUCUCUGCCAGUACCUAAUAGUUUAUUUAUUCCCAAGCAGCAUGGAAACUCUUUGAAGGACUAUAAGAACAACUCGCAGCCGACUUCGCCAUCUGGACAUCCACCUCUGCCACCACCGAGGAUCUUUGGUACAACCAAAAGUCUCGAUCUUGCUGAAGAGUCUGAGGUUCAGAAUGAGAAUGAGCCUAUUACCACGAAUCUUCACGUAGGUCCAUUGUUGAAGAGGGAAAAUUCAACCAGGAAUAAUUCAGAUCCAAGUAUAAUUGAGAACUUUGAAUCUCCCGCCAAUACCACUGGCUCUUACAGUACUCCAUCCAUAGACCGAUACAGACUGAUUGAUAGUCCCGAUGGAGCUUACUCAAGUUCAAAAUGUUCUAUUCGUAGGCCGUAUCUGUUCCCACAUAACGUUGUGGCGUCUGACACGAGUUUGAAUCGAUCCGACAUUGUAGGAAGUUCCGUCACCAAUUCCAACUGGUACAAAUCGAAAGACAUGAUAUCUUCGACUGAUCAAACCUCAAUUCCUUUAGGUAUUGAUACCGGCAUUGGUAAUCCUAACUGGUACAGGCAAAUUACAGAGGGUAGUAAUGAGAAUGAGAAUUUCCAGUCGCCUGCGGCUCGUUCAAUGCCUGCCAUAACGGAGCCUCAAAUUAUGAUGAGUUCCAGAGAUUCAAGUAUAGACAAAGUUCAUCCUAAUUAUGGAGGCUCCCAAAAUUGGGACGGUAAAGGAUCGGCCGAGCCAAAAAUCGUUAUCACGCCGAGAGUGGGAAAUCUUUUGGGACAGUCCGGACAAAAUUUGAGUCAGAUGGUCACGAAUCUUACUGCACGCAGAAAUAUUGAUCAAGAACCAAAAAUAGUUAUUACACCCAAACACGAAGUGUUGGACAGUGCGAAGAUAAUUACACCAGAGCCAAAAAUAGUGAUAACGCCAAGAGUCGAACCGGGUUUUAAUUUAUCAAGCGUUCAGACACCAUUGAGUCACGUCGAUGAUGUCUGCACGAUAGCAAAGCAGGAGCGCAAAGAGCCCAAAAUAAUAAUAACACCGAAAGAUCCAAAAACUGGAUCUUCGUCAAAUUUGAAACAACCUAAGAUAAUAAUAAAGCCAACGACCAAUCCUUCCAAGUCUAGGGACAACAAGAAUAUUCCAAAAGUGUCGGCCAUCCCGCCGCCAGAGUGUCAGAAUUUUCAAAAUAAAGAAAAGGACCAAGUGCUCGAGAGAGAUUUUCCAUAUACAGAAAAACCUCCACUUAAAGAAAAACCAAAGGUUACUAGAAUUCCGUCAUUUUCAAAGAGGAAAGACGAAUCUCAAGUCAAAGCUGAAAAAUCAUCCAGUCCUGUAUACGCAGAAAAAACGGAAAUUAUUCAGAUAAUAAACGCGAUACCAACCGAUAAGGCGAUCAACGUACCAUUGAUUCCAACUUUGGAAAAUAAGUCAGGUAUACCAACGUUAUUGAAAAAAGAUAGUGAAAAAUCAUCAAGCACCGAUUCCUCGGCCAGUACAACAAAUUCCAGUAACUCAAAUACAGGAACAAUAAAGAGGAAGCCGACCAAUAAGAAAUAAUUAUCAAGUAAAAUAUUUAUCAGCGGACUAUUAACAAAUACAAACUCAAAAUUAAUUUAUACAUUUGUAUCUUUCAUCUAUAUUAAUCAAGCCUGAAAAUUUUUUUUCCUAUUUCAUACGUAAUCAUUAAAUAGGCUUUUUACUUGAUCUGUAAUAACACGUAAAGCAGUUAGUUACAUUUUAACGAAAAUUUUUAUUAUUUUUGGAAUUAUUAAAAAAAAAACUAUUCCAAAACCAAUCCAAAAAAUAGACACGCUUUACUUUAGUUUCGGAUGCUAGUCGUAGCUUUUGGAUGUCAAUUAUCGUUAUAGAAUCUUUAUGUCCUAUUAAGUCCAGCAUGUACGUAUAUAUAUUUAUUUUUCAGUAUA
Molecule: messenger RNA, 5585 nt
Organism: Cephus cinctus (wheat stem sawfly)
Lineage: Eukaryota; Metazoa; Arthropoda; Insecta; Hymenoptera; Cephidae
Exons: 13
Coding region: 400-5217 (1605 amino acids)
Biological process (GO): neuron cell-cell adhesion; postsynaptic membrane assembly; modulation of chemical synaptic transmission
Cellular component (GO): synapse; postsynaptic membrane; cell surface
Molecular function (GO): signaling receptor activity; neurexin family protein binding
Source: RefSeq, a predicted model, not a curated record